AUGUCCACUGAAGGGCAAAGAGUUGAUGACAGCCCAAGUACUAGCGGAGGCAGUUCUGAUGGAGACCAGCGUGAAGGGGUUCAGCAAGAACAAGAAAGGGAGCAAGUUCAGCCCAAGAAAAAGGAAGGCAAGAUCUCCAGCAAGACGGCUGCUAAAUUGUCAACUAGUGCGAAAAGAAUUCAGAAAGAACUUGCAGAAAUUACAUUGGAUCCUCCUCCAAACUGUAGCGCCGGACCCAAAGGAGACAACAUUUACGAAUGGCGGUCAACUAUCUUGGGACCCCCGGGGUCUGUGUACGAAGGAGGGGUUUUCUUCCUCGACAUCACCUUCUCGCCAGACUACCCGUUCAAACCACCUAAGGUCACAUUUCGGACAAGAAUCUAUCACUGUAACAUUAACAGCCAAGGAGUGAUCUGUCUGGACAUCCUCAAGGAUAACUGGAGUCCAGCCCUCACCAUUUCUAAGGUUCUUCUCUCCAUCUGCUCACUUCUCACAGAUUGCAACCCUGCGGACCCCCUGGUGGGCAGCAUCGCCACUCAGUACAUGACCAACAGAGCCGAACACGACCGGAUGGCCCGGCAGUGGACCAAGAGAUACGCGACCUAGGCACGUCCGGCAGCCUCGGGACGGACCUCUCCGCAAGCACAUUCACCAAGUGCAUCGAUAGCCCCCCCUUCGUGCUCUUCUUUUUAGGACAUUCUGAACCAUUUUGUGACACUCGUUGUCCUGCCUUUCUUUUUCUUCUUUUUAUUUUAUUCCCCCUUUUCCCCCUCUGAGCAGGCGGGACGGGUUUGGGUUUGGGUUUGUUUUGGGGUUUGUUUUUUCCGUGCAGAGAAUGUGGGCCGGUCCUAGUCUCGAGCUCUGUCCCGGAGCUCCGUGUCCGUGUGGUGGGUUUUCCUUUUGUGUGGUCUUUGGGCAGACGAGGCCAAUGCAGAAUUCUCUCGUUUCUACUUCAGUGUCGUGUUUAGGUUCCUUUUUGUACGGAAGUCUUUAUCGGUGGGUGCAUGCGACUGGGAACAAGUUUUGUAUAAAGGCUUAAUGCAAGCAUCACUGUGCAUUCCUGAGACUCUGUGGUCACCGGCCUGAACCAAUGAUCUGUAUGGGAUUGACCUAGCGCGCCUGUCCGGUCUCGGGGGGCUGCCCCGGGACGGCGGCGCCACGGACGUACACUUGUAUUCUGAGAGCACUCAAUAAACACUGUGGCGGAUCCACGCACUUGG
Molecule: messenger RNA, 1220 nt
Organism: Gracilinanus agilis (Agile Gracile Mouse Opossum)
Lineage: Eukaryota; Metazoa; Chordata; Mammalia; Didelphimorphia; Didelphidae
Product: ubiquitin-conjugating enzyme E2 E2
Exons: 5
Coding region: 1-606 (201 amino acids)
Biological process (GO): protein polyubiquitination
Cellular component (GO): nucleus
Molecular function (GO): ubiquitin conjugating enzyme activity
Source: RefSeq, a predicted model, not a curated record